Notolabrus celidotus (New Zealand spotty) is the source of this 847-nucleotide messenger RNA. RefSeq names its product pentraxin fusion protein-like. The transcript is spliced from 3 exons. Lineage: Eukaryota; Metazoa; Chordata; Actinopteri; Labriformes; Labridae. The coding region runs from base 38 to 706 and encodes 222 amino acids. The record is from RefSeq and is a predicted model, not a curated record.
CUUUGCAGCGGCACAGUGUCAGGUCAUCGCGGACAAAAUGAGACUAACAGAAGUUCUUUUUCUAAUUGCCACCUCCACGGUGUUGGCAGGGAGCGUCACUGUUAAGUCCUUGGUGUUCCAGAGUGAGUCAGUUACCAACUAUGUUGAGAUGAUCCCUCAGAAACCUCUGAACCUGGAGGCUUUCACUCUGUGCAUGCGUGUAGCUACAGAACUCCCAACUGAGCAGCGUGAAAUCAUUCUGUUUGCCUACCGGACCCAGUACUAUGACGAGCUGAAUGUGUGGAGAGAGCUGGACGGCAGGUUGUCUUUUUACCUGAGUGGAGAGGGAGUCUUCUUUAAAGCCCCCAAGCUCGGCGCCAUGGAGACCCACCUGUGUUUCACCUGGGACUCCAGCUCAGGUGCAGCUAACGUCUUCGUGGAUGGAAAGAAGAGCAUUACCAAAAUCUACAAGAAGGGUCACGCCGUGCGUAGUGGAGGAAAGGUUAUCCUGGGACAAGAUCCAGAUAACUAUUUUGGUGAUUUUGAAGCCGGUCAGAGCUUCGUUGGGGAGAUCACUGAAGUGAACAUGUGGGACAAUGUCCUCUCAGGCAAAGCGAUUAGAACAUUGUAUGCCGGGGGAAGAGCAACCACGCCAAAUGUUUUUGACUGGGAAAACACUGAGCUAAGAAUUCAAGGGGAGGUGGGAGUGGUUACUCGUGAGCUGUAGCUAUGAUGCUUCAUAAUGGUACUGUGGUGGAGGAGAACGUGAAGCUAUGCAAUGGAGAUCCAUGUAUGAGAAGAAACUGGUUUGUUGAUGCAGGAACACGCUCAGCAUUCUUGUUUUAACUGCAAUAAAAAGAUGUACCAA